AUGUGGAUCCCCCUUUUCUCUGUUCCUCGAUUGUUUUCACCCCCCAAAAAUAAACUAGCAAACAUAACCUCCAGUCAGAUUUAAUCGUCGCCUGAUUUAAAAGGAUGCUCCCCCGAUCCCAGCAGAUAUGUUCGCCGUGAGAAAGAAGAACCCCCCCAGUCUUCCCGACGGGGAUCACUGCCGUUGUGUUAGCUGUUAAUCGGAGGAGCUGUUUGAACAGUGGGACGGAGAGGGAGCUAGAGACUCUUCUCCAGCUCCAGCUGCCAUCCUACUCCUGCUCCUCCCCCUCCUCCUCCUCCACCACCAGAACCACUUCUCUUUCUCAUCACAUCCAGAGCAUUUUGGAGAUGUGAGGAAUAGAAAAAGAUUGGUGAUAUUGAGAAGCCUGUGCAUUGACACGACCUCUUGACCUCAUCUUCAGCAUGAAUGGUGAUAUGCCUCAUGUUCCCAUCACUACUCUUGCUGGAAUUGCUAGCCUGACAGACUUGUUGAACCAGCUGCCCUUGCCUUCUCCUCUCCCUGCCACCACUGCUAAGAGUCUGCUCUACAAUGGAAGGAUCUCCGAAGAGGUCAGCAGCCUGCUGGUGUGUCGGGACGAGAAUCUGGUGACUCAGCUGGCUCAUAGCCUUAACCAGGUCUCCACUGAACAUAUAGAGUUGAAGGACAACUUGGGGAACGAUGAACCUGAGGGUGACAUGCCAUUGCUUCUACAAACGUUGCUGUCCAGGAACCCCAAAAUCUUUGGGGACAAAAGUGUAAUGCAGCAGCCAAUGAUGCAACAGUAUAAGAUAUCUCAGAAUCAGGUGCAUGGGAGUCCAGGAUCAAACUAUCAGCAAACCUCUCAAAGCCCAACUGGAUGCUUUACAUCCCCACAGUCUGGAUCAGGUGCUCGGUUCGUACCCCAGCAGAAUAGCCCUAUACCCAGUCCUUAUACCCCUCAGAGUCCUGCAGACUACAUGCAGUACAAUCCGCCCAGUUACUCCCAACACCAACAGACACAGCAAGGAAGUCUUCCACGAGAGACUACAUACCAUGGAGUACACAUUCAAGUUAGAACUAUCCAUGACAACAAGGUCUCUGGUCAGCUAUCAAGUACAAGUUCAUCUAAUCAUAAUGCGAGACUAGGCUCAGAUGAAGACUACAUCAACAUGGCUCACAGACUGGGAAAUGAGGAAAAUGACCCCUCCAUGAGGGCCGCCGCGUUUCAAGUUAAAUCACCACAAUCUGUGUGUUCCCCGGCUGGGAGUGAAGAGACUGCAAAAAGUAUGCUGCCCUCAGCAACAGCAGGGUCCAGGCCUCCCCUUAUCAUGCAGUUUCCUCAACCUGAUGUGCCACCAGGUGCAGCACCUGACCUGCUCCUCAGCUCUGCUGAACGCAAAAAGAAGCAGAAAGAAAGGAGUAAAGAAGACAAUGAGCAGACGGACAAUAGUGCCUCGUAUGACAUUGUUAGUUCUCCAUCAAAACAGUCCGCCAGGCUGACCAUAAAACUGUCCCGAAUGAAGUUUUCAGACGUGGAUGAAGAACUUUCUCCGAGGCCAUGCGUCGACUCAGACCGUGAAAGUGAUUUGAUGAAUAAUAAUAAUCAGUUAUCAAGGACUGCCCAGGACUUGUCACACAAGUUAGGUGCUGAGGAGCAGGCAAACUGUCAGCAGGUUCCUGUUCGGCCAAAUACCAAGGAGUCUGGAGUCGUCAGUGGGGUUGUGUUCGAUGACGCCGAGAUAGACACAAUUGCAGAGAUUGAGAGAAUAGAACGCGAGACGGCCAGCGAGAGAGAAAGGUGGUCUAAAGAAGUUCAGGAUAAAGAUAAACCACUGAAGAAACGGAAGCAAGACUCGUAUCCUCAGGAAUCCGGAGCUGAGUCAAGUGACGGGCCUACUGUACAAGGGGGCAACACUGACAGCAAGUUGACACCCAAGAAAACGAAUGCUGCAAGUAACGGUGCCAGUCGGCCUGCUUUGAUGGUCAGUAUUGAUCUGCAGCAAGCUGGCAGGAUGGUAAGACAGCCUGUCGUGGUCUUGGAAGCGCAGAAGAUGUGUGAGGACCACCUACGGCACCUAAAUUUAAAGACGGAUGGAAAGGCAGAUAAAGUUGUUGAAAGCAGACCUGGGAUCAUCAAGCAGCACGCUGACAACCCUAAGAAGUCUGUCUCAGAGGGGCAACCUGAAACCCCCAAGCAGAAGCAGGAAAGUCGACGCGAAUCCAAACACAAACAUGACAGCAAAACUGUCAGUGGCAAGGCACACUCAGCUGACAGACGGCCAGACACACCACGGCAGAAACACGACAAGCAUUCUGACUUGCGCCACAAAGAGGAAAAGAACCACAACAGUCACCGAUCCCAUGUCAGCCAACCGGAGACUCCAAAAACCACGAGCAAGGCGGAGCGUAACUCCAAACAUGGAGAAGAAAAAGCCAGGGAUAAGGACCGAGAUAAAGAUAAAGAUAAAGAAAGGGAUAAGGACAAAGAUAAAGAUAAAGAAAGGGAUAAGGACAAAGAUAAAGACAAGGAUAAGGACAAAGAUAAAGACAAGGAUAAGGACAGAGAAACAGAUAAAGAAAAGGAAAAGGACCGAGAUAUAGAUAAAGAAAAAGAAAAAGAUAGAGAAAAGGAUAAGGUUAAAGAUAGAGAUAAAGAAAAAGAUAGAAAUAAAGAUAGAGAAAGGGAUAAGGUUAGAGAUAAAGACAAAGAUAGAGAUAGGGAUAAGGACAAAGAUAAAGAUAAAGAUAAAGAUAGAGAAAAUGAUAAAGAUAAAGACAGGGAUAAGGACAGAGAUAAAGAAAGGGAAAGGAAGCAUAAGAUGUCAAGGGAAAACUGCAACAGACACUCCCCUGACCGGCAUACUAAACCCGACAGCCCGAGAGUGAAGCAAGAUGGAAGCAGAAAAUCCACUGACCUCAAUGGUCGACAGAGGAAAGAGAGUUCCAGCCUUCAAAACGCCCAAAAUAAGAAAGAGAGGAAAAGUGGGGAUGGCGUCACUAGCUUCCAAGCUGCAAACAAACAUCCGUCUUUUGAGACGAAACAUAGUGAGUUCCCCUCGUACCUGCUGGGUGGCGGCAAGUCAGUUAGUCUGAAGAACUUUGUGAUUCCUAAGUUGAAACGUGAUGGGAAGGAGAAAGAGCCCCAACUUCCACAGCCUCCUCAACUUCCUCAACUUCCUCAACUUCCUCAACUUCCUCAACUUUCAAGCAAAAUGAUCGAGAACAUGAGCGAGCCCCAGAUCAGGCUGGAGAGAGUGUCAUUGGUAGAGAGCUUAAACAAGGGGGCUAAGCCUGUCGUCAUACUCAACAAACUCAGUAUCGAUGAGGUGAAAAGGAUCAUUAAGGACGGCAGGAAUGCACACAGAUCCAAAAACUCAGGGAAAGAGAUGUCCUUUAGUGACAAGACGAACAAGCGAAGUCACAGUAUGAUCAGUAAGAAAUCCAAGUACGUCGAGUCGGAUGACGACAAUAAAGAAGUCGACGACAACAUCGAGACAGACGACUCUGACAAUGAGCAUGUAAAGAAAAGGUCCAGGAAAGGUCACGACAAGUCAUAUAAGUCCGAAAAGAAGGCGGGUUCUGGAGAGCACCGGCGAAGUGGAGGUUCCCAUGCGGCUCGCCGGGGGUCCGGUAGCCGUCACACCGAACGGAACUUAAGUAAUUCAGAUGAAGACAGCCCCUCUCCAAGUGAUGCUGCCAGAAAAUGGAAGAAAAAGGAGAAACAAAAAAACAGGAAAGCGUUCGAUUCCAAGCUGACACCAGAGGAAAAGAUCGACUCCUCCGCAUUCAAGAGAUUCAUGGCCAAUGUGGACAGCAUCAUUGAGAGCCUUGAGGAUGUGGACCUCACUGCCACAGAUGAUGAUGGCAUACCUGAAGAGCUCCUGCUUGGAAAGCACCAGCUGAGUGAGCUGUGCAGUGAUUCUGUGAAACUCAAAGCUAUGCGCAUCUUUAACAAGUUCCCGUCUGAGAAGCUGGUGAAAUUGUUGAACAUCCUGGAGAAGAACAUCCAGGACAGCGUCAAACUUUCCACACUAAUGAACCAUGAUAAUGAUUCAUUGGAAGAGGAGCGGUUGUGGCGUGACCUUAUCAUUGAACGGGUGGCUAAGUCUGCUGAUGCGUGUCUAACUGCACUCAACAUCAUGACAUCUCCACGCAUGCCCAAGGUUGUUUAUAUAGAGGACGUGAUUGAGAGGGUGUUGCAGUACACCAAGUACCAUCUGCAAAACUCUUUGUACCCUCAGUAUGACCCGGCCUACAGAGUGGAUCACCAUGGAGUUGGCGUGCACACUUCAAAGUCCAAGAGAGCCAAGAGUUCCUCCCAUAAACAGAAGGUGGUAGUCAUGCUCUACAACAAAGUGUGCGAUAUUGUCAGCAACAUCUCAGAGCUCCUGGACAUCCAGCUGCUAACUGACACCACCAUUCUCCAGGUGUCCACCCUUGGUAUAACACCUUUUUUCGUGGAUAAUGUCAGUGAUCUGCAGUUGUGUGCCAUCACACUAGUGACAGCAGUGUUCUCUCGUUACGAGAAGCACAGGCAACUCAUUCUUGAGGAGAUCUUCACCUCCUUGGCCAGAUUGCCUACUAAUAAACGCAGCCUCAGGAGCUUUAGGCUGAACAGUGAUUCGGACGGAGAGGUCAUGCACAUUCAGAUGGUCACAGCACUGGUUCUUCAGCUCAUCCAGUGCGUGGUUCACUUUCCCUCAGAGAGGGAUGUGGACGAUGAACAUAAUAAGAAGGUGGAUAAAGAUGUCUUCAUCACAAACUCUUAUGAAACUGCCAUGAGGACAGCUCAGAACUUCCUAUCAGUGUUUCUCAAGAAGUGUGGCAGUAAGCAGGGAGAGGAGGACUACAGGCCUCUGUUUGAGAACUUUGUUCAUGACCUGCUGUCUACAAUCAACAGGCCUGAGUGGCCUGGAGCUGAACUGCUGCUCAGUUUACUGGGCCGGCUGUUGGUGCACCAGUUCAGUAACAAGCAGACAGAAAUGGCGCUCAGGGUGGCAUCGCUGGACUACCUCGGCACUGUGGCCUCUCGCCUGCGUAAAGAUGCUGUUACCAGCAACAUGGACCAACAGGCCAUUGACCGCAUUCUCAAAGAGACUCAAGGCAGUGAUGAGGUCCAGCAGCUCCAGAGGGCCUUGCUGUACUACUUAAAUGAGAACAUUGAGACAGAACCCUCUCUAGUGUUUGCCAGGAAGUUUUAUAUCGCCCAGUGGUUCAGGGACACUACAACCGAGGCAGAGAAAGCCAUGAAGUCUCAAAAUGACGACGAGGACGUGAAAGGUCGACAUCAUUCCAUGGAUGUCGACUCAACUGAGGAGAUUAUGCAGAAAGCCGAGACACGAAAGAAAUUCCUCCGCAAGGUCGUCAGGACAACGCCAUCAGAUUUCAGUUCUCAGAGGAUAAACUCUGACACAAUAGCCUAUGCGGACUCAUGUCUGAUUGUCAGAUAUCUGGCCUCCAUGAGGCCGUUUGCACAGAGCUUUGAUAUUUAUUUAUCACAGAUUCUGAGAGUGCUUGGGGAGAGUGCCAUCGCAGUCAGAACUAAAGCCAUGAAGUGUCUGUCUGAAGUAGUCGCUGUGGAUCCAAGUAUACUGGCACGGUUGGAUAUGCAGCGUGGGGUUCACUGUCGCCUCAUGGACAACUCUACAAGCGUGCGAGAGGCAGCCGUGGAGCUCCUUGGCCGCUUCGUGCUAAGUCGACCGCAGCUCAUUGAGCAGUACUAUGACAUGCUCAUUGAAAGGAUAUUGGACACGGGCAUUAGUGUAAGGAAGAGGGUCAUUAAGAUCUUGAGGGAUAUUUGCCUGGAGCAGCCGGACUUCCACAAGAUCACCGAGAUGUGUGUCAGAAUGAUCCGAAGGGUCAACGAUGAAGAGGGGAUCAAGAAACUGGUGAAUGAGACAUUCCAGAAAAUCUGGUUCACCCCCACACCAAGUCAUGACAAAAUUGCCAUGACGCGGAAGAUCCUGAACAUCACAGAUGUGGUGUCGGCAUGUAAAGAUUCAGGCUACGACUGGUUUGAGCAGCUUCUCCAAAAUCUACUGAAGUCAGAAGAGCAAGCGUCGUACAAACCCGCCAAGAAGGCCUGUGUUCAGUUGGUGGACAAUCUAGUGGAACACAUACUGAAAUAUGAAGAGUCUCUUGCAGACUGUGAGGACAAAGGGGUCAACUCUGGUCGUCUGGUGUCAUGCGUCACCACUCUCUAUCUGUUCAGCAAGAUCAGAGCACAGUUAAUGGUCAAACAUGCCAUGACUAUGCAGCCCUACUUGACCACCAAGUGCAAUACUCAGAAUGACUUCAUGGUGAUAUGUAACGUGGCGAAGAUCCUGGAGCUGGCCGUGCCUCUGAUUGAGCAACCGAGCGAGACUUUCCUCACUACCAUAGAAGAAGACCUGAUGAAGCUCAUCAUCAAACACGGCAUGACGGUUGUACAACACUGUGUCAGCUGUCUUGGUGCUGUUGUCAACAAGGUCACACACAACUACAAGUUCGUCUGGGCUUGUUUCAAUCGCUACUAUGGAGCUCUGGCAAAACUGAAGACACAGCACCAAGAGGACCCCAACAGCUCCACUCUGGCUACUAACAAACCCACUCUCCUGCGCUCACUGUUCACUGUGGGGGCUCUCUGUCGACACUUUGAUUUUGACCAAGAGGAGUUUAAGGGUACUAGCAAGAUUGUCAUCAAGGACAAAGUGUUGGAGCUUCUGUUGUACUUCACCACUCAUGAAGAUGAAGAGGUCCAGAUCAAGGCCAUCAUAGGCCUAGGCUUCCAGUUCAUCAUGCAUCCGGAGCUCAUGUUUGUGCAGGAUGUGAAGGUUCUGUAUAACAACACCCUGUCAGAUGAAAACAGUUUGGUUAGUCUGAAGAUCCAGGUGCUAAAGAACCUGCAGAUAUACCUGCAAGAGGAGGACUCCCGAAUGCAGGAGGCAGAUCGUGAAUGGAAGAACCAAUCCAAGCAGGAGGAUCUGAAAGAAAUGGGCGACAUCUCAUCGGGCAUGAGCAGCUCCAUAAUGCAGAUUUACCUGAAGCAGGUGCUGGAGUCCUUCUUCCACACACAGUCCACUGCUCGGCACUUUUCCCUGAACGUCAUCACGCUGACUCUCAGCCAGGGCCUCGUCCAUCCUGUACAGUGUGUGCCCUACUUGAUUGCCAUGGGAACAGACCCCGAGCCAACCAUGAAGAACAAGGCCGAUCAACAGCUGGUGGAUAUUGACAAGAAAUAUAUAGGCUUCAUCCAUAUGAAGGCCGUGGCAGGGUUGAAGAUGUCCUAUCAGGUGCAACAGGCCAUUAUUGGAUCCAAAGACGCGUUGCUUCGAGGGUUCCGUCACGAUGACACAGACACUGCUCUCUGCGCUCAUCUCUACGCUUUGGUCCGAGGGAACCGGCAACAUAGACGGGCGUUUCUCAUUUCCCUGCUCAACCUGUUUGAUGACAGCUCAAAAACAGAGGUGAACAGGCUGUUGUUUAUCGCAGACAACUUGGCCUACUUCCCCUACCAGACCCAGGAGGAGCCUCUUUUCAUCAUGCACCAUGUAGAUAUUACUCUGUCUGUCUCUGGCAGCAACCUGCUCCAGUCCUUCAAGGAGUCUUUAGGGAAAGAGCCUGUACAGCAGGAAAAGAAGAUGAAGACAAAAAAGAAGAAGAAGAAAAAGAAGAAGAAGCAUCAGAGGAUAAAGAACAGCUCCGAUGAUGACGAUGAAGACGAGGAUGACGAGCAGAGCAGCAGCACAUCCAGCAGCAGUGAAGAGGACGAGGAGGUGGUGAACAGGGGAAAGAAAGCUGUGGAUUCGGACGUGGACAUGGACGAUGAGGAUGCAGUGAUGAACCGUCUGCCUGAAAACGCUAACCCUCUCCUGGACUUUGCCAGCUCUUCACAGGGCAUUCUGCUGCUGCUGAUGCUAAAACAACAUCUGAAGAAUCUGUUUGGUUUAACAGACAGCAAAAUCCAGAAAUAUUCCCCGACAGAGUCUGCCAAAGUGUACGAUAAGGCCGUGAACAGGAAGUCAAAGGUGCACUUCAACCCUCGUCAGACACUGCUCUACCUGAAGAGUGACCUAGCCAACACGGAGCUCAGCCACGAGACCAAGAGGAAUAUUGUGAAGCAGUAUUUGGAUUUCAAGAUACUGAUGGAGCACUUGGAUCGUGACGAAGAGGACGAGGAGGGCGAAGCGAGUGCAAAUGCCAGAAACAAAGCCAUCACUUCACUGCUGAAGGGCCCAAAACCAGUGAACCACAACCACAAUAAUCACGCUGCUCCAGUGGAGUCAGAUGAGGAGGAGAGUGAGGCUGAAGAGCCCCCUGCGCGCAAACUAAGGAAAGGCGGGGAGCCGGCAGAGGAUACAGGUCACAUGAACGAGAGAGUAAAGGCCAUGGACAUCAUUGCCAUCUGCUGUCCCAAAUACAAAGACAGACCACAGAUUGCCAGGGUCAUCCAGAGGAUCAAAACUGGCUACAGUAUACACUGGAUGACUGGAUCUUAUUCCGGGCCCUGGGCUGAGGUAAAGAAACGGGACGGUCGCAAAAAGGUGCCUUGGGUUGACACUAUCAAGGAGUCAGACAUCAUUUACAAGAAAAUAGCUUUGACAAGUGGACAGAAGCUGACGAACAAAGUGGCACAGACGUUACGGGUGCUAUACGCUGCCAAGGACGGGGACUAAGAUUCAUCUGAAAUGACUCAGACAGAAACCCCUCACAGCCCAAAUCUAUGUGGACCCAAUAUGUUACAGAGAGAAAAAUGAAACCUCUUUAGAUUUAAGGACCAGAUGGAGGAAAAGUAUUGUGAACACUGAUCUGUUUGAAUACAGACAUGCUUAAGUUAAACACAAGAAGGAAAUGUUUGGGAAAACAUUGUGUGGGAGUUCCUUCGCUGUUGUGCAGCAACUUCGUUGUUUGAUUUUUACUCCCACUGUAUCAUAGUUUAACUAAACACAUGUUUAUAUCUGAACAUAAUUCUGUAAAAAAGUAAACUGAAUGUUGGAAAUUAGUGUAUUGAUGAUGUUCUUAAUAAAGUGUUUUUGGAGUUUAAACUAGCACCAGAUGGAUUUAUUCACUUGACCUGAGCUCCAACAACUUUUAGCGUUCUUUUUCUUUUCUUGUUUUGAACAUUUUGUUGUUUACCCACACUGUGUAAUGGAGUAUCUUUGAUAUGUUUUAUUUAUGUUAAGAGCAGUGCAGUAUCUGUGCCUAUAUACAGGGGAAGUUAUAUUGUUUUUAAUAUAGAUUUUGAUGUUAUAGAACACAGCAAGAAAAAAGUGAUCCCCGCUCUUCUGGUGGAACAAAUACUGCAAUAAAUUUUUCUUACGUCUUU
This is a messenger RNA of Cottoperca gobio, 9283 nucleotides long. RefSeq names its product nipped-B-like protein. Gene Ontology annotation, molecular function: chromatin binding; cohesin loader activity. Bases 423 to 8633 code for a protein of 2736 amino acids. The record is from RefSeq and is a predicted model, not a curated record. The transcript has 48 exons. Gene Ontology annotation, cellular component: Scc2-Scc4 cohesin loading complex. Gene Ontology annotation, biological process: establishment of protein localization to chromatin; replication-born double-strand break repair via sister chromatid exchange; regulation of gene expression. NCBI's taxonomy places the organism in Eukaryota, Metazoa, Chordata, Actinopteri, Perciformes, Bovichtidae.